AUGGAGCGAACAAGCCGUGCGGUGAUGCUGGGUCUAUCUCUGGCCGCAUUCUGUCUGCUGCUGCUGACCCCCGAUGCCCGGGCCCGGCCCGGGGAGUUCCGGACGGGGCAGGUCCGGGAUCUGCCGCUCAAUGACCCGCAGGUGCAGAAGGCGGCGCAGGAGGCUGUGGCCACCUAUAACAUGGGCAGCAACAGUCUCUACUACUUCCGCGACACGCACAUCCUCAAGGCGCAGUGCCAGCUGGUGGCCGGCAUCAAGUACUACCUGAGUUUGGAGAUGAGCAGUACAGCCUGUCGAAAGAACGCGAUGACUGGAGACCGCAGCGUGGACCUCACUAUCUGCCCCCUGGCCACAGGCACAGAGGAGGAGAAGCUACGCUGCAACUUUGAGAUCCUGGUGGUCCCCUGGCAGAACUCCUCCCAGCUUCUAAAGAAUGACUGUGUGCCCAUGUACUAG
Messenger RNA from Chrysochloris asiatica (Cape golden mole), 456 nucleotides. RefSeq names its product cystatin E/M (gene CST6). Bases 1 to 456 code for a protein of 151 amino acids. Gene Ontology annotation, molecular function: cysteine-type endopeptidase inhibitor activity. The record is from RefSeq and is a predicted model, not a curated record. Lineage: Eukaryota; Metazoa; Chordata; Mammalia; Afrosoricida; Chrysochloridae. Gene Ontology annotation, cellular component: extracellular exosome. The transcript has 3 exons.